This is a messenger RNA of Dicentrarchus labrax (European seabass), 2593 nucleotides long. It is a transcript of the gene gja2, whose product is annotated as gap junction protein, alpha 2. The coding region runs from base 603 to 1664 and encodes 353 amino acids. Gene Ontology annotation, biological process: cell communication. The record is from RefSeq and is a predicted model, not a curated record. Lineage: Eukaryota; Metazoa; Chordata; Actinopteri; Moronidae. The transcript is spliced from 3 exons. Gene Ontology annotation, cellular component: connexin complex.
GAGCUGCCACUCAGCUGAAUAGAAACACCUCUUAAGCGAGGGCUUUUAUACUUUUCUACAAGUGGGAAUGUUUUCAUCUGUGCUCGCUCUGGGACCAGACAGGGGUUUAGUUGUGGUGGCUUGCUGAACACUGGGCAUUGAUCAGGUCAGAGUGGGAGGGCAGCAGGCGUGAUCACAGAGCCUCCAGUGAAAACUGUGUGAGAGAAGUUUAUCUUGGCGCUGCAGUUUCCUCAGUGGUUCAGGAGAACAUGGCCUCUUCAUGAACUGAAGAGGCUCAGUCAACAAGUGACUCUGGAUCGACACUGCUGUGGGAGAUGAACCGUACAAGGCCCUGAAAUCUAGACUAGAAACCUAAUUCUGGAGUCGGGAGCACUGUUGGGUACUGUGUCACAAGAUCUAUGCCGAAGCUAAGAGUCUCCCCAGCCUGCUCCAGGGCUUUCUCUUAUAUACAGUGAGCUGUGUCCUGACCCUUUUUUAUCAGCCUGCAGUGGAUACGACACAACCUUUGGGAAUACAAACAGUGAAUUCAUGAUCAAUCACUGUUUCUAUUGGUGUGUCUCCUGGUUUUGUGGAUAAAACUGAAUCAGUAUUGGUGAGCCAGUAUGGGGGACUGGAACUUGCUGGGGAAGCUGCUGGAGAGUGCCCAGGAACACUCCACCGUUGUGGGCAAAGUCUGGCUGACAGUGCUAUUCAUCUUCCGCAUCCUGGUGUUGGGAACUGCCGCUGAGAAGGUGUGGGGCGAUGAGCAGUCCGGCUUCACGUGUGACACCAAGCAGCCCGGUUGUCAGAAUGUCUGCUAUGACAAGACCUUCCCUAUUUCUCACAUCCGCUUCUGGGUGAUGCAGAUCAUCUUUAUCUCCACACCAACUCUCAUUUAUUUGGGCCACAUCCUUCAUCUGGUUCGCAUGGAGGAAAAGGAGACACAGAAAGAGAAAGACCUUGCCAUCCAGAUUGAAAAGCAGCAGCAGGUACUUGGCAACAAGGCCAAGAAGGCCACAAUUAAAGACAACCAGGGCCACGUGCGUUUGCGUGGCACACUGCUGCGAACAUACGUCUUCAAUAUUAUUUUCAAGACCUUGUUUGAAGUGGCCUUUAUUGUAGCUCAGUACUUUCUGUAUGGUUUUGAGCUCAAGCCGAUGUACACCUGUGACCGCUGGCCUUGCCCUAAUGUGGUGAACUGCUACAUCUCCCGACCCACUGAGAAGACAAUCUUCAUCCUCUUCAUGCUGGCCGUGGCCUGUAUCUCCCUGUUGCUCAACCUGGUGGAAAUGUACCACUUAGGUUUCACAAAGUGCCGCCAGGGCCUUCGUUACAGACGAUCCCAGGCUGCAAGUGAGGCUCCAAAGGCCCUAACUGAGGCCGUCAUGCCCUUUGUCCCAAACUACAACUACUUUGCUGGUCAUCCUGAACCUUUUCCUACAGAUUCAAAGUACAGCAUGGCAGAGCCAAACUCUGCUUACAGCCCAUACAACAGCAAAGUGGUUUACAAGCAGAACAGAGACAAUAUGGCUGUGGAGAGAAAAGGAAAAGCAGAGGGAGAUGAUGUGAAGGAAAGAAAAACCUCCACUCCUGCCUUUGAGUUGCCCAUUGAAAAUCAGCGUCGAAACAGUCAGUCAAGCAAGCACAGCACUAACAAGAGCAGACUGGAUGACCUGAAGAUCUAGGGACCUUCCUUGCCUCUAAGCAACACUCAGGAACCACAUGUAUUAGGCUGUGAAAAUAUGGAAGGUUAUUAGGAACAAAACUACCGAGAGAGUACAAAACAGACCAUAGUUGUAAUCAAUUUGUAAGUCUAGAUUUGGGAACAGGGCCAGAUUUGUAAAUGUAGAACUAGUAUUGAGUGCAAAAUCUGGAUUUUUUUGAGAACUCCCACAGUACUUUUUAAUGUGAGAGAUUAUUACAAACUGGAAAAACCCAUAAAUGGCUCUUAUGGUCAUAUUUUAAGUAAUCUAAUUGAACAGUACAGAACAAUCAGUGUGACGUUACAGACAAGGUUUAAUAUGAUGACACUAAGCUAAGCAAGCCCUAAUUUUCACUCAAAUCGCAGUGUUAAUUCCUCACAAUUCUUUGUUUGCACUCAAAAACAAAAAAUAUGUGUCUACAAACUGCCUACAUUUUCUGAAAUGUUGACCUAUGCAUUAAUAAAAACUAUAUUUUUGCACUCGCUCAAUAGUUUUGGCAUUAAUGAACUUCCAUAUAUGUGUGAUAGGGAUGCAGGUAACAUGAGAAUUUUGUUUACAAGUAAUUUACCUAGAAAUCAAAAGCAAAAAAAACAGAAUAAACCUCUUAUUGCAGUUUGAAUAUGUGAAAAACUUGGGAGAGACAAACUCCAGCGUUUGUCAUGCUUCUGUAAAUGUGGAGUGCACACAACUAAAAGGUAAAUUAUACAUGUAAGAGCCAUGUCGUUUACCAUGAGAGACUUCUCAAAUGCUGUUAUAUUUUCAGGAGACUUGAGACAAGUGUUUCCAUUGAACAUUUAUCAAUAUGGAUUAUCUAUAUAUAUUUGUUAUGAUAUGUAAACAUCCACAAACAAACUACUAUACUUGCUUAUUUGUGACUUUGUAAUUUGAUUAAACCGAUGUGCAGCAAACAA